GUCAAAGACUGGAAUUCGCUUUUUUGAGUCAUAAUAGAAAAGAGAUUUCGAGCUGCCAGUGAUUGGAGGUUUUUAAACAUUUUGUAUUUUGGUGUAAAAAGGUAAACAAAUAUCCUCUAUUUUCCGCUAUAAGUGUGACCGUUGGACUCGCAAUUCGUCGUUUAACUCAACUUGAAGAGGGAAUCCAUUCACGCGUUUAAGCCUUGGAAGGUAGAAUCAAUUGUUUCCGAUGGAUAUCAUUUCCUCUGAAAAAGCCGUUGAAUCUUUAGAAGGAAUUCGGCAAAGAACUACGCAAAUCGUCCACUCUUUGAGUCAUUUCCUGGCGAUUCUGCACCAAACAGAACAACUCGCACCAUGGCCUACUAUUCAUAAGAAUUUCAAUAUUCUAUUAUCCCAAAUCCAUUCCCUAAGCAAUACUCUAGCUAUACAUUUUCAAAGUUUACGAACUACUAAUAUUUUUCCUUCCGAAGAAUUUCCAGUCCGUGAGCAAGAACCGCUUCUCACAACCUUGUUACGAACUCGUCCUCUUCCAAAUGUUGAAGAAUGGGAGGCUACAACUUUAGAGGAGUAUGAAAAUGAUACGUCUCUAAAGUCCAAGAACCAAAAGCAACCUCUUCGUCAAGAUGAGCUGUGGGAAGAAGCAAGAGAUUUAUUAACGCAAGAACGUGAACAGUAUAAUUGGACCGGUUAUGUAACUCGACAGGAAGAGCUGCAAGGCGAAAUAAUUAAUCAAAAAGAAUUAGAGGCAGAAAGAGCUUUUGAAGAGCAAAGCGCCCAACAAACAUUAACAAAAAUACUAGCAUUUAUGAAAUCAGGACGAAGGUAAUUCUUGAUUUUCCAAGUUGGGCAAAAAUGACGGGUUGGAUACUGCAACACCAUUCUGUUCUAUGCGUGCGAUCCUCCUUAAUGCUCGUAGCUGCAGUCCUUUGGCCCCUGUCAAUACAGCUAUUUCAUAAAUAGUCUUUACAUUAUUUCGGUUCAGCGUAUUGUGCAAAAGAUGUACAAUAUAUUGGAAUAACGUCUCCAUCCCUUCAUCAUGUUUGGCAAGAAUUAAUAAAUUACACAGUGUUUUUGUUGACAAGUAAGUUUCGUUUAUCUUUCCACAAUACAAGUAAUACAGGAAAGUAGAGCAUGUUUCGAAGCUAUAAGGCAUAUAUAACAUUCGACUUCCAGUACUGUUUAUAGGUGUAAAGGGUAGCUCCGUUACCUGAGGCCCAAGUUCGGAAAGGCUCAUUCGAAAGGCAUCCUGAUUCUGUUCGGCUGCUUGAUCUAACAGUCUCUGAAAUGUUGGCCAUCUCUUGUACAGAAUUUUGGAAAGGCAGGGAAUACGGUUUCGUUCUAGAGUCAAAAUUUCCAUGUCACUUACUCCGGUUAAUAGCAGCUUACCUAAUUUUUCGCUUCUUUCCGAGUAAUGUGGAAUCUUCGGUUUUCGAUAUAUACCAUAUGCCUCAAGCUCAACAUAAACCAUGUUAUCGUAGUUUGAUUGUCGAACAUUAUAGUCUUGUAUUAGUUUCCUUGUUUUAUUCCCAAAGAUAACAAGCUGGUUAUUUUGUUGCAUACUUAGACAUUUAAACCACGAGCCAUGAUUUAAAAGACCCAAAGUAUCUAGUUGAAUCCAGUUUGCACGAUCUAACGAAUACACCCACAAGACGAACGCCUGGCGAGAACUGGUAAGAUAAAUUCCAGAAAGUACCAAAUUCUCUCCGACCAUGUAAACACGUGGAAAGCGAAGUCCUGGAGGCAUGGAGGAACCUACAAAUUUUUCACUUAUGUCUUGUUCCUCAAAGUAAAAGCAGGAGUUAGAUCCUUCACGUUUAUCUGUUCCUCCUCCGUUUCCUUUGGUAUUAGAUACUUUGUACAGCUUUAAUAGAAUAAGUUCGCG
Messenger RNA from Schizosaccharomyces cryophilus OY26, 1882 nucleotides. Its product is annotated as mediator complex subunit Med8. NCBI's taxonomy places the organism in Eukaryota, Fungi, Ascomycota, Schizosaccharomycetes, Schizosaccharomycetales, Schizosaccharomycetaceae. Gene Ontology annotation, biological process: regulation of transcription by RNA polymerase II. The record is from RefSeq and is a predicted model, not a curated record. The coding region runs from base 230 to 826 and encodes 198 amino acids. Gene Ontology annotation, molecular function: RNA polymerase II cis-regulatory region sequence-specific DNA binding; transcription coregulator activity. Gene Ontology annotation, cellular component: core mediator complex; mediator complex. The transcript is spliced from 2 exons.